CUUCCCUCUUGCCCUUUGAUGUUUUGUAGGCCCGCAGUUCCCAAACAGAGGCAUGAUGGGGGAGAAUGUCACCAAGGUCAGCACCUUCAUCCUGGUGGGCUUCCCCACGGCCCCAGGGCUGCAGUACCUGCUCUUCCUCGUCUUCCUGCUCACCUACCUCUUUGUCCUGGUGGAGAACCUGGCUGUCAUCCUCGCUGUCUGGAGCAGCACCCACCUCCACAGGCCCAUGUACUACUUUCUGAGCUCCCUGUCUUUCCUGGAGCUCUGGUACGUGUCUGACAUCAUCCCCAAGAUGCUGGAGGGCUUCCUGCUCCUGCGGAAAUGCAUCUCUUUUGUCGGGUGCAUGACGCAGCUCUACUUCUUCAGCUCCCUGGUGUGUACCGAGUGCGUGCUCCUGGCCUCCAUGGCCUACGACCGCUACGUGGCCAUCUGCCACCCGCUGCGCUACCACGUCCUGGUGACCCCGGGGCUGUGCCUCCAGCUGGUGGGCUUCUCCUUUGUGAGCGGCUUCACUGUCUCCAUGAUCAAGGUCUAUUUUAUCUCCAGCGCCACGUUCUGUGGCUCCAACGUCUUGAACCACUUCUUCUGUGACAUCUCCCCCAUCCUCAAGCUGGCCUGCACGGACUUCUCCACUGCAGAGCUGGUGGAUUUCAUCCUGGCCUUCAUCAUCCUGGUGUUUCCGCUCCUGGCCACUGUGCUGUCAUAUGGGCACAUCACCGUGGCCGUCCUGCGCAUUCCCUCGGCCACCGGCCGCUGGAGAGCCUUCUCCACCUGUGCUUCUCACCUCGCCGUGGUCACCAUCUUCUACAUGGCCAUGAUUUUCAUGUAUGUCCGGCCUCAGGCCAUUGAUUCCCGGAGCUCCAACAAGCUCAUCUCUGCUGUGUACACUGUCAUCAUGCCAAUAAUUAACCCUUUGAUCUACUGCCUGAGGAACAAGGAAUUUAAGGAUGCCUUGAAAAAGGCCUUGAGUCAAACUUCACAGUAAGACAACUAAGUGUCCUAGAAUAAAAUCUGUAGUGAUGAAACAACGUCAUAUACGGCUCUUUAAACUAAUUUUUAACUGAAAGUAAACAAACCUACAGAACUGUGCACAAGUAAUAAGACUUCACCUGCAUGUGUUUUCACAAAAGGACCAUACUCAUGGAACCAGCUCCCAGAUCAAGAACUGGAAGCUGUCUCCAUGCCCUCUCCCAGUCAUUAUCCCUGCUCCACGAGAACCACUAUCCUGACUUCCAAAACCAGAUGCUAGCUUUGGUGUUUUUGAGAGGUUUACACAUGUAAUCAUAAAGUAUGUACCCUGUUAUUUCAGCUUCUUUCAUUCACCGCGCUGCUUGAUGGAUCUUUGAUGUUUUCGCAGGUAACAAUAAUUCAUGCAUUCUCAUUGCUGUCCAACAUUCAUAAUACAUAAGGCAUUAACACUGUAUAAUACAUAAUGCCAAAUACAUUUACACUGUAUAAUACAUCAUGCAUAAUACACUUAGACUAGGGUAAUACAUACACUGAGAUAAUGCAUAUACUGUAUUAUGCACACGUAACACAUUAUGCUGGAGGAACCCCUGUCCUGCCUCUCCCAGCAGGGGCAAGCCACUGUGCUCAACCACAAUGUAUGUAUCUAAACAGAGAAGAGGUAAGUAAAAAUGUGAUAUUAUAAUCUUAUGGGAACACCGUUUUAUAUGCUGCUCAGUUCAUCAUUGACCAAAUGUUGUUAUGUGGUACACAACUCUUAUCAAUUGAGAAUAUGUGUUGGCUUAUUUCUGGACCCUCUGUUCUGUUAAGCUGAUCUAUGUAUCUAUCAAUAUCAUACCCUUCUCCAUACCACACAGUCUUGAUUAAUAUCAUUAUGUAGUAAUUCUUAACACUGGAAGAAUGACUCCU
Sapajus apella (tufted capuchin) is the source of this 1875-nucleotide messenger RNA. RefSeq names its product olfactory receptor 6B2. NCBI's taxonomy places the organism in Eukaryota, Metazoa, Chordata, Mammalia, Primates, Cebidae. Gene Ontology annotation, cellular component: membrane. Gene Ontology annotation, biological process: G protein-coupled receptor signaling pathway. The record is from RefSeq and is a predicted model, not a curated record. Bases 53 to 985 code for a protein of 310 amino acids. Gene Ontology annotation, molecular function: G protein-coupled receptor activity; olfactory receptor activity. The transcript has a single exon.